Lachancea sp. 'fantastica' is the source of this 1635-nucleotide messenger RNA. The record is from the annotation of a GenBank genome assembly. NCBI's taxonomy places the organism in Eukaryota, Fungi, Ascomycota, Saccharomycetes, Saccharomycetales, Saccharomycetaceae.
AUGUCCCUACAACUGCUUAAUCCAAAGGCAGAGUCGCUCAGAAGAGAUGCUGCUCUAAAGGUCAACGUUACGUCCGCUGAAGGCCUCCAGUCGGUGCUGGAAACCAAUUUGGGACCUAAGGGAACUUUAAAGAUGUUGGUGGACAGUGCGGGAAAUAUCAAGCUUACAAAGGAUGGUAAAGUGCUGCUGACGGAGAUGCAGAUCCAGUCGCCAACUGCGGUAAUGAUAGCGAGAGCUGCGGCUGCGCAGGACGAGAUCACUGGAGACGGCACAACGACAGUGGUGUGUUUGGUGGGAGAAUUGUUGAAGCAGGCGCACAGAUUCAUCCAGGAAGGUGUGCAUCCAAGAAUGAUCACAGAUGGGUUUGAAAUUGCAAGACGUGAGACCAUGGAGUUUUUGAAUGGCUUCAAAAUCGAUAAAAGUGGAGACGAGGAAAUGGACCGCGAGUUCCUACUACAAGUGGCCAGAAGCUCUCUUUCGACCAAGGUGACACCAGAACUAACCGAAGUUUUGACCCCUAUAGUGACAGAUGCUGUUUUGAGCGUGAAAAACACGGACGGCCGUUCGCUAGACUUGCAUAUGGUGGAAAUUAUGCAGAUGCAGCAUUUGUCCGCUAAAGAUACGACUUUUAUCAAAGGUUUGGUGCUAGACCAUGGGGCCAGACAUCCAGACAUGCCUACUCGUGUGGAAAAUGCCCAUAUUUUGAUCUUGAACGUGUCACUGGAAUACGAAAAAACAGAGGUCAAUUCCGGCUUCUACUACAGCUCAGCAGAACAGAGAGACAAGCUUGUUUCUAGUGAAAGAAAGUUUGUGGAUGAAAAGCUGAAAAAGAUUAUAGACCUAAAGAACGAGGUUUGCGGGCUUGAUUCCAACACUGGAUUUGUGAUCAUCAAUCAGAAGGGUAUCGACCCAUUGUCGCUAGACGUGCUUGCAAAGCACAACAUGCUCGCACUCAGAAGAGCCAAGAGACGUAACAUGGAAAGACUUCAGCUGGUUACUGGCGGUGAAGCUCAAAACUCAGUUGACGAUCUAUCGCCAUCUAUAUUGGGAUUCUCAGGUCUGGUUUACGAGCAAACCAUCGGUGAGGAAAAGUUCACGUACGUCACGGAAAACCGCGACCCCAAGUCAUGUACGAUAUUGAUCAAGGGUGCAACUUACCACGCUCUCAACCAGACAAAGGAUGCCGUCAGAGACGGUCUUAGAGCCGUGGCCAACGUGCUCAAGGACAAAUCUGUCGUUCCUGGUGCUGGUGCCUUCUAUCUAGCUGCUUCCAACCACCUCAGGAACGCCAACGCGGCCAAACUGGGCGCCAAGGGCAAGGCCAAAUCUGGUGUGCAAGCGUUUGCCGAAGCCCUCCUGGUUGUUCCCAAGACUUUGGUGAAGAAUUCUGGUUACGAUGCACUCGAUGUUCUCGCCCUGUGCCAGGACGAGCUCGAUGAGAACGCGGAAAGAAGUGUCGGCGUUGAUUUGAACGUCGGCGACUCCUGCGAUCCCACCAUCGAAGGUAUUUGGGAUUCUUACCGCGUUAUAAGAAAUGCCAUUUCCGGCUCCACCGGAAUUGCCAGCAACUUGUUGUUGUGUGAUGAGUUACUAAGAGCCGGAAGAUCUACUCUAAAAGAAGGACCUCCGCAAUGA